ACAUUAUCCGAUUAGUGUGGAUUUUAUCUUAACUGAGUUCUGUCGGAAAGAGACGAAGACGAUGAUGAAGUUGCAAGGAGGACUUCUCCAAUGGAGUCCAAGCAGCUUAAUUCCCUCCAUCAACACGGCGAUCAGAACAACGCGUCUCUCUAUCUCCGCCUGCGUCGUGGAGCGGAACCACCAGCUGACGGCGAGGGAGAGGCGGCAGCUCCGGAACGAGAGGCGGGAGAGCAAAUCGGGGUACAGCUGGAGAGAAGAAGUGGAGGAGCGUCUGAUCAAGAAACCGAAGAAACGUUACGCGUCGUGGACGGAGGAGCUGAAUCUGGAUACUUUGGCUGAUGCGGGUCAGCAGUGGUGGGUGGUUAGAGUCUCAAGAGUAAGGGGUCACGAGACCGCUCAAGUCUUGGCUCGAGCUCUCGCUCGUCAGUUCCCUGAGAUGGAAUUCACGGUGUAUGCUCCGGCUGUUCAGGUGAAGAGGAAGCUAAAGAACGGUUCGAUAUCUGUUAAACCGAGACCGGUGUUCCCGGGUUGUAUUUUCAUCAGAUGUAUAUUGAACAAAGAGAUUCAUGACGCCAUAAGAGAAGUUGAGGGAGUUGGAGGUUUCAUUGGUUCAAAAGUUGGAAACACCAAGAGACAAAUUAAUAAACCGAGACCGGUGGAUGAUAGUGACUUGGAAGCAAUUUUCAAACAAGCGAAAGAAGAGCAAGAGAAAGCAGACAGUGAGUUUGAUGAGGGAAAACGAGCUGAGGAAGAAGCUAGUUUAGCAUUGCAGAAAGCUCUUGCAUCUAAUUCAGAUGGUACUGAGACGGUAGAAUCUCUAGCAGAAACUAAACCGGAAAGGGCUCCGAGGAAAGCUACUCUUGCCACUGAAACAAAGGCCAAGAAGAAGAAACUUGCUGCCGGUUCUACAGUUCGGGUUCUAUCAGGGACAUUUGCGGAGUUUGUUGGCAACCUAAAGAAACUGAACCGUAAAACCGCAAAGGCAACGGUGGGCUUCACUUUGUUUGGGAAGGAGACUCUAGUGGAGAUUGACAUCAAUGAACUUGUUCCUGAGAUUCAGUCUUAAACAUACAUGUGAUUUUUGUUAUUUAGUUUGCAAAGAAAAUGCAUUAACGCUCCAGAUGCUUGGGCAAUGAUUUUGUAUCUUCCUUAGAAAAAUAAGUUCAGAAAAAUCAAA
Messenger RNA from Brassica napus (rape), 1177 nucleotides. RefSeq lists its product as uncharacterized. Lineage: Eukaryota; Viridiplantae; Streptophyta; Magnoliopsida; Brassicales; Brassicaceae. The record is from RefSeq and is a predicted model, not a curated record. The transcript has 4 exons. Gene Ontology annotation, biological process: DNA-templated transcription elongation; transcription elongation-coupled chromatin remodeling. The coding region runs from base 62 to 1066 and encodes 334 amino acids.